Danio rerio (zebrafish) is the source of this 4467-nucleotide messenger RNA. NCBI's taxonomy places the organism in Eukaryota, Metazoa, Chordata, Actinopteri, Cypriniformes, Danionidae. The record is from RefSeq.
CGGAGACUAUUGACUAACAGCGACCUUACGGGAUUCAUUUGUGGAUAUUUCGAUUGCAAAUCUUCAUGAGCAGUCUGUAUUAUAAUUUGUGUAUAAAAUGUUUGUCAUAAGAGCAUUUAUAAGGAUUAUAUGUUACCUAGUGCGAGGACAACCAUUGCAUCCUGCUUAUCCAUGGAGGGUCUUAUUCAUCAUGGCCGUUUUUUCGAUCUUAAAGACAAACGCACAGAUUCGGUAUUCAGUUCCAGAGGAAAUGAAGAAAGGAUCUCUUAUCGGGAAUAUAGCUCAUGAUCUUGGUCUGGAUGUUCAAAGACUGCGCUCGGGUCGAGCUCGUAUCGUGUCUGGCGACAGCACCGAGUAUGUAGAGCUCAAAACAGACAAAGGGAUUUUGGUUGUAAAGGAGAGAAUUGACCGAGAGCAGCUUUGCGCUGAAACCACUCCGUGCAGCUUCACGUUUGAAAUAAUACUCGAUAAUCCAGUGCAACUACAUCAUAUUAUGGUGGAAAUAUUGGAUGUAAAUGAUCACUCGCCAACUUUCCUUAAUGAUUUAAUUAAUUUUGAAAUAAGCGAGUCAGCUGCCCCUGGAGCUCGUUUCCAAGUGGGAAGCGCAGUUGAUCCUGAUGUUGGCGUGAAUGGUAUUCAAAAUUAUGUCAUAUCACAGAAUGAUAAUUUUAUUUUAAAACAACAUGUACGAGAAGGUGGUGUGAAAUAUGCAGAAAUGGUGCUUCAGAAACCUCUAGAUAGAGAACAGCAUCCACGACUGUCCCUCAUUCUCACAGCGGUCGACGGAGGAAACCCUCAAAAAUCAGGUAACGUUAAAAUAGAGGUCACUGUAUUAGAUGCAAAUGACAACGCACCAGUAUUUAACCAGUCCAUAUACAAGGCAACAAUUAAAGAAAAUGCACCUAAAGGAACUUAUAUAACAACUGUUAAUGCGAGUGAUGCAGAUUCCGGGUCAAAUAGUUUAAUCUCGUAUAGCUUUAUGAACACGAAAAUUGUCAGCGAGAUUUUUGAGUUGGAUGAAAGCACUGGUGUGAUAAAAUUAAAUGGGGUUCUUGACUACGAAAAAGCAAAGAAAUACGAAAUUGAUAUCGAAGCAAAAGACGAAGGUGGUUUAGGCGACUCUGCAAAAGUCAUUGUUGAUUUAAUUGAUGUAAAUGACAAUGCGCCAGUGAUCAGUGUCAUGUCAUUUUUCACCCCAGUAAGCGAGGAUGCACCUGUUAGCAACACUAUUGCAAUUUUCAAUGUCAAAGAUGUAGAUGCAGGAGACAAUGGUCACGUUGAAUGUACUAUUGAUAAAAGUUCUCCAUUUAAACUACAGUCUUCACUGCGGAAUUAUUACACUUUAGUCACUGAUGCGGCUUUAGAUCGUGAGCGUGUGGCAGAAUAUAAUAUAACUAUUACAGCAACAGAUUCAGGAUCUCCUGCGCUUUCCAGUCAAAAAACUUUGAAUUUGAAAGUAUCAGAUGUUAAUGACAAUCCACCCAGGUUUCAAAAGAGUGUUUACACUGCAUUUAUUACAGAAAACAAUUCGCCAGGUCUGUCCAUAUUUACUCUGAGCGCUAAAGAUGAUGACUGGAACCAGAACGCUCGUAUUUCAUAUCUUCUAGAAGAUACUUCAGUGGGUGGAUCCCCUGUUUCCUCUUUUAUAUCAGUAAAUGCUGACAGUGGAGUGGUUCACGCACUGCGCGGUUUUGACUAUGAGCAAAUGAAAAGUGUUCAAGUUUGCGUAAAAGCACAAGAUGGAGGCUCUCCGCCCCUCAGCACUAAUGUGACUUUGGAUAUUAUAAUCCAAGACCAGAAUGACAACGCUCCUCAGGUUCUGUAUCCAGUACAGACUGGCGCUUCAGUGGUGGCUGAGAUUGUGCCUCGUGCUGCAGAUGUUGGAUAUCUGGUCACUAAAGUGGUGGCUGUUGAUGUGGACUCUGGUCAGAAUGCCUGGCUCUCCUAUAAACUGCAGAAAGCUGCAGACAAAGCGCUGUUUGAAGUGGGUUUACAGAAUGGAGAAAUAAGAACUGUGCGACAAGUGACUGAUAAAGAUGCUGUCAAACAAAAACUCACUGUUGUUGUGGAGGAUAACGGACAGCCCUCUCGCUCAGCUGUGGUCUCCAUUAACGUGGCAGUGGCUGACAGCUUUCCUGAAGUGUUGUCAGAGUUUACAGAUUUUACGCAUGAGAAACAAUAUAACGACAGCUUAACUUUUUAUUUAGUUCUGGCUCUGGCCGCCAUUUCUUUCCUAUUCAUCACUUGUGUGGUUGUGAUAAUAUCAGUUAAAAUCUACAGAUGGAGACAAUCUCGCUUCCUCUAUCAGUCCAAUCUGCCUGUUAUUCCGUACUAUCCACCGCAUUACGCAGACACAGGAGUCACUGGAACUCUGCCUCACGGCUAUAAUUAUGAAGUGUGCAUGACGACUGACUCGAGGAAGAGUGACUGUAAGUUUUCCACACUCGGGGGUCAGAGUGUUUUAGUGGUGGACCCGAGUUUUACUCAGACGACUCAGCGCGCAAUGAAGGAAAAUGACUUUACGGAAGAAAACGUCCAUUCGGAACUGCAAAAGCCACCUAAUACUGACUGGCGAUUUCCCCCAAACCAGAGGCCUGGACCCAGCGGGGCUGGAGCACGUCCUGAAGAGGCAGGUGCCGGUGCUGGUGUGAUAGCAGGAACAGGACCAUGGCCCAACCCCCCUACUGAGGCUGAACAGCUCCAGGCUAUGAUGGCAGCAGCAAACGAAGAAAGAAACACACACAGGUUUGAAACAAGUGGACGCAAGUGAAGCCACUGCGACUCUUGGCCCUCGCUACAAUCUACAGUAUGGCCCGGAUUACCGUCAGAACGUCUACAUCCCAGGCAGCACUGCCACCCUUACAGCCAACCCUCAGCAACAGGUUCUCCAGCAGGCCCUUCCUCCACCACAGGCCCUUCCACCUACCGAAGCCCCCAAAGCGGCUCAAACACCAGCCAGUAAGAAGAAACCCACAAAGAAAGACAAGAAGUAAGACCUGUGGAAUAGCUGAAGAAACAUGUUGCCGGGAAUCUAAACAUCUAUCCUCUCAAACCAUGUUGGGUUUGGAUGAAGAUUUAAAAAGAAAAAAGUGAAUAGUAUUACUUGUUUUAGCGUUAACAUGAGACAAUAAGCAACCAAACAAGAGGAAAUGUGUUCAGAUUCCCGAAGCCAUUUCUCUGACAGAUAUCUCUGUCUUGUAAAUAGCAUACUAAAACAAGAAGAAACACAUUUCUUCUUUUUAUUUUUUCCCUCAAAUGUCACGUUUUAGGCUUUUUGUGUUCUUUUCAAAGCAAAGUAGAUGCUUAUUGUGGAUACAAAAUGAAACGCUGUUAGGCUUUUUAACAUGAUGUGCCACAACUCUCACCUUAACUGAAGAAAGGAGUAUUGAGCUGAACUAUGCAUUGCAAAGGAGAUACAAAAGGUGAACGUAUAUAUAAAGUGUUUUCCAGGUGAGAUAAUACAUGUAUAUUUGCGUAAAAAAAUCUGACGGUGAGACACUGGAUUGUCGGCAUGGUGUUUAAAAAUAGAUUCAGUCUUCUCAUUAACUUCUUAAUAGCCAGUUAAGCAGAGCUGAAUGUUAGGUUAAUGACGUUUGACUAUUCUUUGUUAUUAUUUCCUGUUGGCGUGCUAAAGAAUCCUCUGGAAAUGAAGUAAUGUAAACAGUGUUUUUUUGAUGCUGAGAAAAGAUAAUCACAGCCUUUGUAAGGUCAAUGAUUUGGGUCAAAGGAAGAAGAUCUAAAGAAGGAAACAGCAGAAAUGUGCUUGAAUGGAUCUUAGAUGGAAGGAUUUCAUGUCUGUUCAUCUGCACCUACCACCACUAUCGUGUAUAUAAAAUGUGUAACCUGUCUGUACAAACAUUAGAGCCACAAGGGCUGGCUGUUACAGGAAUGUUUCAGUAUUUUUUACAAAAAAAAGCAACAAAAAAAGACACUAGAAAAAAAAAAGAUCCAGUGUAGUGUUUUAGGAAUAAAAGCUUCAAGUCCAUCGACUAACCAAACUGUACAUACUACGAAACUUCUGAUGACACGCAAUCGUAGCUUAAGGCUUGUGGAGUAUGUGCAUAUUUUUGUGUUUUCCCCCUCUUGAUUACACUUUACUUUCCUCUUCUCCAAUCACCUAAACCUUUGAAAGAUAACAGACAAUACUUAUACUGUCUUUGCUAUAGAGUAACACCCUUUCCUAUCUUACUGUACUUUUCUGUGCUUGUAAUUCCAAUCAGUCCUUAAUGAUACUGGAAUGCCACUCCUGUCUGUUUGACUUUGAAUAUCUAUCUAUCUAUAUAUAUAUAAAUGUCUGUCUGCUGCUUGGCUACUUUUUCUGUAUUUGACUGUGAUUCCUUUAAAGAAACGCUUAGCACCUCAUGUUACUCUUUUUAUUUUAUAAUCUACUAUUUAUAUCGCUGUUUGAUUUAUGUUUUACUUUAUUAUUGGAACACUUACAUUUGAAAUAAAAUUUUGUCAGAACUC